GCUCCAUGAUGGAGCAGGAGAGGCUGUGGUGACUCCUGAGGCUGGUCCAGGAGGGAAACCUGGCUCUCCUACGGGAUGAGCUGAGGCUGGAUGAGAUUCCAGAGGCUCCCAGCUGGCGCUGGGGACGUUUGGGAGAUUCCCUGCUGCACCACGCAGCUCGCUUGGGACACCGGGAUGUGCUGGAAUUCCUGGUCCUGGAGAUUGGGAUGGACAUGGAAGUGACCAAUGGGGACUACAAGAGACCCCUCCAUGAGGCUGCUUCCAUGGGACACCAGGAAUGUGUGUCCUUCCUCCUGGAGAGAGGGGCGAGCGUGGACUGCUUGAAAAAGGCUGACUGGACUCCCCUGAUGAUGGCUUGCACCAGGAAAAACUUGGGAGUGAUCAAAACUCUGGUGGAGCACGGAGCCAACCCGUUGCUGAGGAACAAGGAUGGCUGGAAUUGCUUCCACAUUGCCAGCAGGGAAGGGCAUCCCGAGGUGCUCCAGUACCUCCUGGAUGUGUCCCCAAGCUGCUGGGACACGGAGAGCACCACGGGGAGAACUCCUCUGCACACAGCAGCAAUGCACGGCUGUUCCCAGGUUGUGGAGCUGCUCCUGGAACGGUGCCAGUACAAACCUGACAGCAGGGACAGCUGUGGGGUCACUCCCUUCAUGGAUGCUCUCCAGAACGGGCACGUGGGCAUCGCCCGGCUGCUCCUGGAGAAACACCAGGCCUGUCCCACGGCCGUGGAUGCCCUGGGUGCUCAGGCCCUGCACAGGGCAGCUGUGACAGCCCAGGAUGGCUCCAUCCAGUUCCUGGUGUCCGAGCUGGGCGUGGAUGUCGACGGCAGAGCGACGUCGCUGCGGCUGCCAGCCCUGCACUACGCAGCCAAGGAAGGACAUGGACACACCAUCCUCACCCUGCUGUCCCUCGGUGCUGAUCUCCAGGCCAAGGAUGGGAAGGGCCGUUCUGCCCUGCACGUGGCCAGCGCCGGGCAGCGCGCGGCGGCCGCUGCCAUCCUGCUCCAGGCUGGCCUCCAGGAUGCUCCUGAUGCCACGGGGACGCUGGCCCAGCAGCUGGCCACCAGGCCUGAGGUCCUCCAGGUCUUCAGGGAGCAGCAGGCAGCACGUGAGCAACAGGAACCUGCUCCUCCACCUCCCUGAACCAGAACCAUCCAAGGGAAAUUCUACUGCCAGGGAUCCUCGUGGCUUUUCCUGGGAAUUUCCUGAACAUCCCCAUGGAGAAGAUCCACCUGGAUCAUGGAUUUUGCAGCUCUUCAGGGACCACUAAAUUGGUUUAAUUUUCAAUUUAAUUUUCAUUUGACAUCUUUGGGUGGGACAGAGACUCUUGAAGCUGCAUCAACCUCUUGAAUCCUUUUUGUA
Passer montanus (Eurasian tree sparrow) is the source of this 1361-nucleotide messenger RNA. It is a transcript of the gene ANKRD16, whose product is annotated as ankyrin repeat domain 16. Gene Ontology annotation, molecular function: protein binding. Gene Ontology annotation, biological process: protein localization to ciliary inversin compartment. Gene Ontology annotation, cellular component: ciliary inversin compartment. The transcript has 8 exons. The record is from RefSeq and is a predicted model, not a curated record. Bases 207 to 1142 code for a protein of 311 amino acids. NCBI's taxonomy places the organism in Eukaryota, Metazoa, Chordata, Aves, Passeriformes, Passeridae.